AUGCAUUUAACUGAAAAAGAGCCUUUCUUCCCUGUUUUAUUAGAAAAUAGAAACAUGUUUCGUAAUUUUAAGAGAAGGUAUAAUUCAACCUAACCAAUGGAACGAAAAAUGGAAAAAUCAAUGGAUUCUUUCUAAUAAAAAGCUUUUCUUGUAUAAAAGAAAGAAUUGCAACUUCGAACACUUGAACCUAAAAAAUAAUAUGUAGUAAAACCACCAAAAACAACUAUCUAUUAAGAAAACAUUCCUUAAAUACUUAAUUUUGAUAAAAUGCUAUGUUCAUUUAUGUAGUUAAAUAACCAAGAAAAAAAUUAGAAAAAUAUAAAAAAAAAAUGUCUUAAAAUUAUUACAUAACAUCACGAAUUAGAUAUUCUUGAAGAAGAACAUAAAUGUAUGAGAAUAUUUAAAUUAUAGCUCUUUAAAGUCGUUUCUUUACAGAAGUUUAAUCUUAUCUGAAUUAAUGUCAUAGAUUCUGA
Molecule: messenger RNA, 473 nt
Organism: Paramecium sonneborni
Lineage: Eukaryota; Ciliophora; Oligohymenophorea; Peniculida; Parameciidae
Source: the annotation of a GenBank genome assembly